Alexandromys fortis (reed vole) is the source of this 3300-nucleotide messenger RNA. It is a transcript of the gene Mchr1, whose product is annotated as melanin concentrating hormone receptor 1. The coding region runs from base 1004 to 2386 and encodes 460 amino acids. The record is from RefSeq and is a predicted model, not a curated record. Gene Ontology annotation, molecular function: neuropeptide binding; melanin-concentrating hormone receptor activity. Gene Ontology annotation, cellular component: neuron projection; plasma membrane. The transcript is spliced from 2 exons. Lineage: Eukaryota; Metazoa; Chordata; Mammalia; Rodentia; Cricetidae. Gene Ontology annotation, biological process: neuropeptide signaling pathway.
GCCCUGAAAUUCGGACCCUCCCGCCUCCACCUCCUAGGUGCUGGGUUGGUGGCAUGCACCAUGUCCAGUUUAUGAGCACAGGGGAGGAAACCCUGGGCUUGGUGCCUAUGAGACAAGCACGCUACCACCUGAGCUGCAUCCUCAGCCCCUAUCUGACUCUAUUUAAGCUGGCAGACCAAGAGGCCAAGAAAGAGGAGCUCUAAGAGGUGGUUGGGAUAACCAGUAGCUUAGCCUGAAGAACUAGGCAUGCUGAUGUCCAGUGGUGGCAAGGAAGAGUGUGGCUGAAACUCAUAGGAGCUGUAGGGAUGUUUGUCUGUGCUUCCGUGUCCGUAAAGAAGGAUUAACAGGCAACUGUGGCAGAUAAGGAGUCGGACUCUGCAUCUGGUCCUGGUGUGAUGACAGCGUUUGGUGGUGAAGUCUCCUGGAGCUGGCAGCAGGAACCUCUGCCGAGAAUUAUCUAAUGCCUGUGCACACUGAGGCUGUUGUCCAUUGCUAAUCUCAGUGUGGACUUAGUCUCUUAUGCUCUGAUAAUUGUCUCAGAGUCCCAGGCAAAACCUCAAAGAGCUCAGCGGCCUAAAAAAAUAAAAGUCCCAUAGUGGGUCCAGAUUGAUGAUGUGUCGAGGGAAGUUUGGUCUUUCUGCACCCCAGACUCUGACUAUUGCCAGCAUGGAAAGCUAGAAUCACCUCGGCCCACCAGGCAAGGGCUAGCAAUUGCCGCCUAGCCAAGGAGAUGUUUGGAAGUUACCAGGACGCAGGAAGGGUCUAGGGUGACCUCCAGCAUGCUUGAGAGCCAAGGGUGCUUCAGUCUUAGCCUCUGAGUCCUCGGCACUAGGAACAGUACCCCUGGCUCCUGCCUCAUGGUCCAGGCUCCUCAGGGCAGCCUGCAGGUUGCUUUCCCCUUUUGCCUUUGCCGAGACCUGGAUGGUCAUGCAAAGCAAGCUUGGCAACCCCUGCGAGCUCAGGAGACAGCCCCAGGAGCCAGUAAGAAGGAAGGCUCCUCCACAUGGGGCUGCUUGAGCCUAGUUGCUGCUCUGCAGGCAGUCAGGAGUGGGAGCUGCAGCCGGGACCGAAGAGGUUAACGUGCAUCUGCCUCCGAAUGUUAAUGUGUCUAGGUGAUGUCAGUAGGAGCUGGGAAGGAGGGAGUGGGGCGAGCAGUUGGGCUCAGAGGCAGCAGAGGCUGCCAGGCGCUAGAGGAAGACCCUUUUCUCGACUGCAGGGCUGGCUCACGCUUGGGACAAGGCGGUGGCAGGCACUGGAGGCUGCCGCAGCCUGCGUGGGUGGACGGGCUCUCAACUCCAGGGAGCAGGCGACCUGCACCGGCUGCAUGGAUCUGCAAGCCUCGUUGCUGUCCACUGGCCCCAACGCCAGCAACAGCUCCGAUGGCCAGGAUAAUCUCACGUUGGCCGGGUCACCUCCUCGAAAAGGGAGUGUCUCCUACAUCAACAUCAUUAUGCCUUCGGUGUUUGGCACCAUCUGUCUCCUGGGCAUUGUGGGAAACUCCACAGUCAUCUUCGCCGUGGUGAAAAAAUCCAAGCUACACUGGUGCAGCAACGUCCCGGACAUCUUCAUCAUUAACCUCUCGGUGGUGGAUCUGCUCUUCCUCCUGGGCAUGCCUUUCAUGAUCCACCAGCUCAUGGGCAAUGGGGUCUGGCACUUUGGGGAAACCAUGUGCACCCUCAUCACCGCCAUGGAUGCCAAUAGUCAGUUCACCAGCACCUACAUCCUGACUGCUAUGGCCAUUGAUCGCUACUUGGCCACCGUCCACCCCAUCUCCUCCACCAAAUUCCGAAAGCCCUCUAUGGCCACCCUUGUGAUCUGCCUCCUGUGGGCUCUCUCUUUCAUCAGCAUCACCCCCGUGUGGCUCUAUGCCAGGCUCAUCCCCUUCCCAGGGGGUGCUGUGGGCUGUGGCAUCCGCCUGCCGAACCCGGACACUGACCUCUACUGGUUCACUCUAUACCAGUUUUUCCUGGCCUUCGCCCUGCCCUUUGUGGUCAUCACUGCUGCAUACGUGAAGAUACUGCAGCGUAUGACCUCUUCAGUGGCCCCAGCCUCUCAACGCAGCAUCCGGCUUCGGACAAAGAGGGUGACUCGCACAGCCAUCGCCAUCUGCCUGGUGUUCUUUGUGUGCUGGGCACCCUACUACGUGCUGCAGCUGACCCAGCUCUCCAUCAGCCGCCCCACUCUCACGUUUGUCUACUUGUACAAUGCGGCCAUCAGCUUGGGCUACGCCAACAGCUGCCUCAAUCCCUUUGUGUACAUAGUACUCUGCGAGACCUUUCGGAAACGCUUGGUCUUGUCCGUGAAGCCCGCGGCCCAGGGGCAGCUUCGUACAGUCAGCAAUGCUCAGACAGCUGAUGAGGACAGGACAGAGAGCAAAGGCACCUGACACUUCCCCUGCCACCUCCAAGGCAGGUCACCACACCAAACCUUGGGGAGAGAGACUAAGAUAAAUCCAAGGCUACCCUGGGAGAAGGCAGGGAGGCUGGAGGCUGAGGGCUUGUAGCUACCACAUUCCACAGGGCUCAUAAAUUGCUAGGGAGGCUUGCAGCCAGGUUUUGGUGGGGAGCUUCAAACCUCAGAAAUCCCCUUGGCAGAGCGAGAAGAAAAUGGUGAUUUGACUGGUCCACAGGGGGCUCUAUCUGUUAGCUCACAGACAUCUUUUUCCCAAGGGAAGAGGUUGAAGGUGCCUAGCUGCAAUCAGGCAGGUCUAGGAGACGGACAGGGGUCAUACUGUGAGAUUGUUCAAGCUGAGCCUUCCCUCCCAUCUCUCACUGGUGUGAAAAAGGCAGCCUUUCUUCUAAGCUGCUGAUCAUCUGUGAAGCAUGCGGCCUCAGCUCCAGCAUCCCGUGUGGGUUUCACUCUCUGUGUAGGGGAUGCAUGUUUACACUGGGGUGGGGCUCUGAGCCCACAGGAGUUUAAAAAUCAAAAGAGUCCAAUGUGUUGGAAGAUCCAAUAACUGAGACUUGAUGAAGUGACUUGGGAUGAUGUGGAUCUCGAAUAAAAAUGAGGGUAAGGGGCUUUGGCAGUGACAGGGACAUUCUCUUUCCAGGGCACAGUCCGUGGCUGAUCCAGAGUUAGCAUCCAUGUGUUCUGCAUGUGCAGGGGGUCACUCCAGUGCCUGAUGUCGACGUCAUCUUAGUGCUUGUGCCUCUCACUCCCAAAUCAACACGAAAUAAAGGCAAAUCUCGACUCACAUCAUUCUGGAGACUCCUGCGUAAUUGCUUGGGCUUUGGGGGUGGGGUGAGUCCUUUACAAGGAAAUAGGGGUCAUUUGAUUACAGUAUUCGGAUAUUGUUUGGGA